GGCACAGUAGUGAGUGCAGGAAGGGGGCAGGGUUGGCGCUUUUCCUUUGCCUGUAAGACCGUCACAAUUUGCUGAAUCACACAAACUCUUCCGCAUCGUCAAAACUUUGAAGACAUAUCGCAUUGGAUUCAGUCCGUGGACGCACACCGCGACAUUUCUUCCACCGCGAGUCAGAGGGAAGGGAAGGUGUCCCGAUCCGCGCAACUCCUCUUCCUGGCGAGAAGAGCUUUCUUUUUCACUUCUGCCUUCUGUCACCUACGGGACCACCGCUCGACACAAGCCUUUAAAAGUUUGCCUUUGGUGUGAAUGUCCUGGACUCGUCUGAGAAAUGAAGCUCAGCAGACAGUUCACAGUUUUUGGCAGUGCCAUAUUCUGUGUGGUGGUAUUUUCGUUGUACCUGAUGUUGGAUCAUAUUGAUCACAGCAAAAACCCGAACGGAGAGAGGAUUCAGAACGGGCAGCUUGGUAUUCUGCAGGACAAAAUAGACCACUUAGAGAGACUGCUUGCGGAGAACAAUGAGAUCAUCGGCAACAUAAGAGACUCUGUAAUUAACCUGAGGGAAACCGUGAAAGAUGGCAAGAUGUUUCCUGAAGGGAACAUGAGUCAGGGGAAUUUGGAAUUGCUGCCCCCUGCUCCUGCGCUGCUCCCUAUCCUCUCGGAUGACUGCCAGUUUGCAGGACGGACCUACUCGAAAGCUGCAGAUGGAGUACAGAUGCUGGAUGUCUAUGAUUUGCUUAGGUUUGAUAACCCUGAUGGUGGGGUGUGGAAACAAGGCUUUGAUAUCUCUUAUCAAGAGAAUGAAUGGGACAGUGAACCACUUCAAGUCUUCGUUGUGCCCCAUUCGCACAAUGACCCCGGCUGGCUGAAGACAUUCGAUGAGUACUACCGAGACCAGACACAACACAUCCUCAAUAACAUGGUGGUCAAACUGCAUGAAGAUAGUCGGAGAAAAAUGAUCUGGUCCGAAAUCUCAUAUUUUGCAAAAUGGUGGGACAGCAUCGAUGGACAGAAACGAGAAGCUGUCAGGAGGCUGGUAGAGAACGGUCAGCUGGAGGUGGCUACAGGAGGCUGGGUGAUGCCAGACGAAGCCAACGCACACUACUUUGCAUUGAUAGAUCAGUUAGUCGAAGGCCACCAAUGGUUGGAGAGAAAUUUGGGAGUGAAACCCAAAACUGGCUGGGCUGUGGAUCCAUUUGGUCACACUGCGACUCAGGCUUACCUGCUGAAACUGGCCGGUCUGUCCAACAUGCUGAUCCAGAGAGUGCACUACUCGGUGAAGAAACACUUCUCCUCUCAGAAGACCCUGGAGUUCUUCUGGAGACAGAACUGGGAUCAAGACUCGAGUACAGACAUUCUGUGCCACAUGAUGCCAUUCUACAGCUAUGAUGUUCCCCAUACGUGUGGUCCUGACCCCAAGAUUUGCUGCCAGUUUGAUUUUAAAAGGCUGCCAGGAGGAAGAAUUAGCUGUCCAUGGAGAAUUCCACCUCAGGCCAUCACAGACAACAACGUACAGGAGAGAGCUCAGACGCUGCUGGACCAGUACAGGAAGAAAUCCAAGCUUUUUCGCACCAAGGUGCUGUUGGCACCACUCGGAGAUGAUUUCCGUUACACUGAAGCUGUCGAAUGGGACCAACAGUUUGAAAACUACCAGAAACUCUUUGACUACAUGAAUUCUCACCCUGAGCUCCACGUCAAGGCCCAGUUUGGAACCAUUUCAGAUUAUUUCGAGGCCCUGCGUAAAAGCACCGGCAUGGAUCCAGUUGGCAUGAAUGUUGGUCAUUUGGCUUUGCCUGUUGUAAGUGGAGAUUUUUUCACUUACGCGGAUCGAGAUGACCACUACUGGAGCGGAUACUUCACCUCACGGCCCUUCUAUAAACGCAUGGACAGAGUGCUGGAAUCAUACCUCAGGGCAGCUGAAGUCCUCUACUCUCUGACCUUGGCCAACAUUCAGAAGUACGGCCAGCCCAGUGAUUACCCUGCCGGGGAGAAUUACAAACUACUGACUGAAGCCAGACGCAAUCUAGGCCUCUUCCAGCACCAUGAUGCCAUUGCGGGCACAGGCAAAGAAUGGGUGGUUGUGGACUACGGAACCAGGUUGUUCCACUCUAUUCUGAAUGUGAAGCGAGUGAUUGUGAGCUCAGCACAUUGGUUGGUGCUCAAGGACAAACAAACAUACCACAACGAUCCUUCGAAAGCCUUUCUUCAGAUGGAUGAUGUUCAGCAAUCCCAAGAUGCCCUACCUCGCAAAAAUGUUCUUGAGGUUCAUGGAAAACCAAGGUUUUUGGUGGUUUCCAACCCCAUAGAACAGGCCAGAACAUCUAUGGUUACAGUAUAUGUGAAUACUCCUAAUGUGCGUGUGCUUAGUGCACUUGGACAGGUGGUCCGUGCUCAAGUCAGUGCAGUGUGGAAGGAUGCCAGCCAUGCUACUGCAGAUGCCUUUCAGUUGUCAUUUGUGGCUCACGCUGCUCCUCUGGGUCUGAGCGUGUACCAGCUGAUUGAGGGAAUGGAGCCCAGGACAGAUGCUUCGAAGUACAUGUUUCUUCAGGAAGGCAGACAGCUCUCAGACAGUAAACUGGAGCAUUUCCGUCAGUUCUAUCAAGACGAUGGAGCUCCUGUGGUCAUUGAAAAUCCUCACCUCAGACUGUCCAUCUCUGGAGCAACAGGCCUUUUAGAGAAAAUGAUGUUGAAGGAGGAUGAAUCUGAGCACCAGAUGAAGGUGGAGUUUGUUUGGUAUGGAACCACCAGCAGUAAAGACAAGAGCGGCGCCUACUUAUUCCUGCCCGACAAAGAAGCAACAAUUUACUCUCCCUCUCAACCGCCGGUGAUUCGAGUCACUAAAGGGAUGCUGUUUUCUGAAGUCACUACAACCUUCGCACACAUCACACAUACACUCCGGCUCUACAAUACCCAGGGUGUGGAGGGUCAGUCUGUGGAGAUCUGUAACACUGUAGAUAUAAGAGGUGAAACCAACCGUGAAAUUGCAAUGAGGAUAACUUCAGAUCUAAACAGCAAGGAUCGAUUUUUUACUGACCUCAAUGGCUACCAGGUGCAGCCGAGGAAAACCAUGGCUAAACUCCCCCUGCAGGCAAACUUCUACCCCAUGACCAGCAUGCUUUACCUGCAGGACUCCAGCGCCAGACUCUCACUGCUCACCGCACAGUCGCUUGGAGCGGCCAGCCUUAAGAGCGGUCAGCUGGAGGUGAUAAUGGACCGCAGGCUCAAUCAGGAUGAUAAUCGAGGGUUGGGUCAGGGAGUGCUGGACAACAAGAUCACCGCCAACUCCUUCCGCCUGCUGCUGGAGAAGAGGAUCUCUGUGGAAGAGAAUGAGGCGACGGCGCCAUACAGCUAUCCGUCUAUCCUGAGCCACAUGUCGUACAUGUACCUGAACCAUCCCCUCAUCUCAAUGGCAGUCAGUCAGCAUUUGGAGGCUCCAUCUGUGGUUCCCUACAGCCCUCUGAAAGCCUCCUUCCCCUGCGACAUGCAUCUGGUCAACCUGCGCGCUAUACAGUCUAAGGAGGAAGGGGGAGCUGCGUCCGAGCAGGCGGCUUUGAUACUGCACAGAAAAGGCUUUGACUGUGGCUUCUCCAAUCGCAACACUGGCCUACUGUGUACCAGCACACGUGGCAAGAUUGAUUUGGAGAAGCUCCUGACGGAUCUAAAGGUGAAAAGCAUCACUCCUGUGUCUCUGUCUCUGAUGCACACGCUCAGUAGUGAAAGCAGGCCGCAGGAGAUCAGCCUUAAAGCCAUGGAAAUCAGGACUUACCGCCUGGAGCUGAGCUGAGUUCAUGCAAAAGAGCCACAAGGUUGUUGCCUUCAGCCAAGGACUCUGUAAAAUAAUUGUCAGCAGAAACCUUAAGCUUCACAGCAAAAGUGCAAUAUGAAAUCUCCAAGAAUUCCCAACCAGCUCUCUCAGGUUCUUUUAAACGCAACGUGACGCUGUUUAUUUGUGAUUCACUGUGCUGAGAGUUGACAUUUUGCUCUGUGAAGAGUACAAGUUAGUUUUUUUGGGCUGGAAGUGUUGAACACAGUGGGGCCGGUGCUAGAAUCACUCUCAUUUCUCUGUUACUCUGUGAAAAGAAAUAAGCACCAGAGAACUUUUGUUUGUUUUUAAUCCUCACAAUUCUCCAAUGAAAAUUUACUUUUUAGUUUUCUUUAUUAGUGCUUAAUUCAGUUUAUUUUUAUUUUGUUUAUUACAUUAAAUGUGUGCUGCAGUCUUGACAACACAACAAGGAAACAACUCGGAAGAUUACUUUUUAUGCUAAAAUAUUAGUUUAUUAUAGCACAAGAUUAUACAUCAUGCUCCAUAAAGAUAUUUUUAUUUCUAAAUAUAUAUAACUAUUUCUUUAUAAAACUGAAUUAUUAGCAAUAUGUAUUGCCGAAAAACAAAAUUGACACCUAUUUUUGAUCCAGAGUGACAUAUGUUUAUCUCAAACCAUUUAUAAAUUGAAAAGACUUAGGAAAACUCACAGAAACAUUUCAAGAGAACCAAUAGUAAAUAAGUCUUUGGGUUCUUGACAUCAUGGUUGCAGCACUAUUUUUUUAUUUUAUUUUAUAGAUAUAUAUUUUAUUAGUGCUUAAUUCAGUUUAUUUUUAUUUUGUUUAUUACAUUAAAGUGGAAGUGAAGCAGAAAGAUUGAAUAAAUAUUUUUUUGUAUAUAUUAGACACACAUCUGAUGCUUGUAUUUGCACCAGCUCCACGUCCACAACUUUACGCAUUGGUAAAUUAGACUGUUCAGUCCAUUACUUUCACUGUAUCUGUUCAGCUGAGAGAACGGAACCAACCCUGUGAUGUCAGACACAGCGAUAUUCCAAGAUGGCGCGCCCUAGCUCUAAAAACUGUAGUAAAACAAAACAGAACAAAAAAGUUUUGUUCUUCAAAAUGGUUGAAGUAAUCGAGUUUGUUUAAUAUAUUUUCAUUAAAGCAGAAACCAAUUUAUAAAAUCAUGCAAACUUGACUGACUGCUUCACUUCCACAUUAAAUGUGUGCUGCAGUCUUGACAAUACCACCUGGAAGAUGAAUUUUUCUUUUAAUGUGAAAAAUGAUCUGAAUAUUAAGUAAAGAUCAGAAAAAUCUCAAGAUAACCAACAGUGAAUCAGUCUUUGAGGUUUUGACAUCAUGGUUGCAGCACUGUUUCAUUUUAUUUUAUUAUCAUUUACUUUAUUUGAAUGUUUUUAUAGUAAUUAUUUCUUUAUCUUUAUUUUGUUUAUUACAUCAAAUGUGUGCUGCAGUCUUGACAACACAACCUGGAAGAUUACAUUUUAUGUGAAAACUCAUCAGAAUAUUAAAGUAAAGAUCAUGCUCCAUGAAGAUAGUUGAUAUAUUUAGAAAAACUCAAUGGUUGAUUAGUAAUUUAUAUGGCUAAAAAAAGAAACUGACAUCUAUUUGUGAUCCAGGGUCUCAAGUGUUUAUCGCAAACUAUUAAUAAAUUGAACAGACGUAUGAUAACCCACAGGAAAAUCUCAAGAGAACAAUAGUGAAUCUUUGGGUCUUUGGGGUUUUGAUCUCAUGGUUGCAGCACUGUUUUUAUUUUAUUUUAUAGUUAUAUUUUAUUAGCGCUAAUUUAUUUUUAUUUUGUUUAUUACAUUUAAUGUGUGCUGCAGUCUUGACAACGCAACCUGGAAGAUUCAUUUUUCUUUUAAUGCAAAAAAUCAUCAAAAUAUUAAGUAAAGAUCAUGCUCCAUGAAGAUAUUUUGUACAUUUAUUAAAAAUAAAACUGAAUGUUUGAUUAGUAAUGUGCAUUGCUAAAAAAAAUGAUACUUAUUUGUGAUCCAGAGUCACAUGUUGAUCUCAAACCAUUUAUAAGUUGAAAAGACCCACAAGGAAAUCUCAAGAGAACCAAUAGUGAAUCAGUCUUUGGGUUUUUGACAUCAUGAUUGCAGCACUAUUUUAUUAGUUUAUUUAUUUAUUUUUAUUAUUAUUUUAGUUUAGUUUUAACUCACACGUGUGCCUUAUUCUUACAGGGUUGGGGUUGUCUUAAUGAACAUAAAUUUAAAUACAUUAUUUUUAAAUGUUGAUUAUCAUCGCUAUUUUCAUUGUUGAUUACAGCAUAACAAAACACUACCGCAGAUGGUUUUUGAUAGUAAUCUUUAAAGAACUGUGCAUCUUUAAAAAUCAAGCAAAAUGCAUAUUUUGGAAUGCAGGUCAUGGUCUGUAUUGUGUUGUGUUGCUUUGCUUUCUUUAAAAUGUCCCUUGAUCAUUUUACCAAUGCAAAUGACUGCAAGAAUUUUGUGUUUAUCACAUUCAUUAAAAUGGACCAUUCAAAGGGAUACUUCACACAAAAUCCCAAUGUGCUCCAUCUCAAGUGGAACUAGACCUUUAGGAGUUUCUUUCUCCUGUUUAACACAUUGGGAGAUAUUAUCGGAUAACCACUGACUUUCAUAGUAGGAAAAACAAAUACUAUAAAAAAAAAAGUCAAUGGUUACUCAUUUCCAACAUUCUUCAAAUUGUCUUCUUUUGUGUUUUUGUGUUAAAUAUACAGUUGAAGUCAGAAUUAUUAGCCCCCCUUUGAAUUUUAAAUAUUUCCCAAAUGAUGUUUAACAAAGCAAGGAAAUUUUCACAGUAUGUCUGAUAAUAUUUUUUCUUCUGGAGAAAGUCUUAUUUGUUUUAUUUCGGCUAGGAUAAAAGCAGUUUUAAUCCAUUUUAAGGUCAGUAUUUUUAGCCCCCUUUAAGCUAUAUUUGUUUUCGAUAGUCUAUAGAACAAACCAUCAUUAUACAAUAACUUGCCUAAUUACCCUAACCUGCCUAGUUAUUAACCUAGUUAAGCAUUUAAAUGUCACUUUAAGCUUUAUAGAAGUGUCUUGAAAAAUAUCUAGUCAAAUAUUAUGUACUGUCAUUAUGGCAAAGAUAAAAGAAAUCAGUUAUUAGAAAUGAGUUAUUAAAACUCUUAUGUUUAGAAAUAUGUUGAAAAAAAAUCUCUCAUUUAAACAGAAACUGAGGGACAAAAUAAACAAGAGGGCUAAUAAUUCUGACUUCACAGAGUAUAUAUUUGUCCUCUUUUCUGUCUUCAUUUGUUAAUUGUAUUCAGUCUGAAGGAUUGUAAAUAGGUUUUUAGUAGCAACAGAAAUUCACCAAAGGUCAGUGGGAUUCCUGCAAAACGCACUUAAGAAUGUUUAUUAAACAUAUCAUUCCAUUGCUUCCAGAGGUAACUAUAAUUAUCAUAGAAAAAUUAAUAUAUUAGUAUAUAUAAAUAUGCAUAUAUUUAUAUCAAAAACAAUCUAAAUUGACGUUAAAACGGAAGGGGUGUUUAAUUGUAAAAUAUCUAUUAUGGUUAUUAUAAACGUGUGAUUGUGUGUGAGGCUUAUGAAUGAAAAUGAUCUUUUUAUGACACAACUGAUCUAUGCAAAUGUACAUUUUUGUCUUAUGCAACAGUGAUUCUUUUUUUAGGGUUUAUUUCAAAAAUCGCAGAUUCCUGUUGUCACAAAUACUGAAUGUUUUCUUCAGAAUCAUUUUUCUUUAUUGUAGGAUGUUUAUAUCUUGAAGGGAGAGCUCAUUCUGUCUUUACUCUGGGUGUUUUUCCUUCUGUCUUUCCUUUUUUCUGUAUGAAUCAAAUGUGAAGGAUCAUUUGUUAACUUGCUACUGUGAUUUUUUGGAAUGUUAAUCGAGUUGAUUCAGCAUUGUUUUCUUUAUUUUUGAAUGAAAAUGUUGGCUGACGUGUGGCUCUGUUGGCCAGUCAGAAGUGCUGUGAUCACUGUAUUUUAACUAGCUGCUUAAUUCACACUUUUAUGACCAAAUUGGUCCGUGACUGUCGUGAAUCAGGAUAAUGAAAGCAGGACGAUGCUUUCCGACCCUGUGAGAGAAUUCCUGUUUUUCUGUUUGUUUGUUUUUUAAUCUUAAAAAUUGUGGCGACUAUCUGAAGAGGGCAUCUUUUUACCAAGUGUUGCCAAUUACAGUUUUUUAACCAACGAUGAGCUGUCUGUCUGUCUGUCAUUUGAGAGGAAUGUUUCAGAAAAAAAUAAAGUGUUGACUCUUUUA
This is a messenger RNA of Danio aesculapii, 7971 nucleotides long. It is a transcript of the gene man2a1, whose product is annotated as mannosidase, alpha, class 2A, member 1. The transcript is spliced from 22 exons. Gene Ontology annotation, molecular function: alpha-mannosidase activity; carbohydrate binding. The record is from RefSeq and is a predicted model, not a curated record. Gene Ontology annotation, cellular component: Golgi membrane. Gene Ontology annotation, biological process: N-glycan processing; mannose metabolic process; protein deglycosylation. Lineage: Eukaryota; Metazoa; Chordata; Actinopteri; Cypriniformes; Danionidae. The coding region runs from base 329 to 3781 and encodes 1150 amino acids.